UUCAAAUCCCAAUAUCCCCUCCCAUUACAUCUGUAGCUGCUAAUGGCUUCUUUCAACGUUUCUUCUCCUUCAACUGCAAGUCUUUCUCGUCUUCAGGCAUCCAAAAGUUCCAAAUUCUUUAAUGGAUCAUCCUUUGUUUUUAUAAGUGGUGUCAAAACUAGAGCUGCACUUGUAUCUGGAGAAGGCAAUGUUCUGUCUUAUUCCAAUGGCAAGGAUGCUUCAACAAAUGGCAGUCUCUUCCAAGAUAAAUCAGUAGGGAUUGAAGCACAAUAAGAAGCAAUGACAUUUGGAACUCUUGCAGUAGAGACU
This is a messenger RNA of Hibiscus syriacus, 309 nucleotides long. Its product is annotated as bifunctional riboflavin biosynthesis protein RIBA 1, chloroplastic-like. NCBI's taxonomy places the organism in Eukaryota, Viridiplantae, Streptophyta, Magnoliopsida, Malvales, Malvaceae. The record is from RefSeq and is a predicted model, not a curated record. The transcript has 3 exons. The coding region runs from base 43 to 273 and encodes 76 amino acids.